AUGGCUGCUAAUCGGCAUGUCCAUGAGAGCAAGCCAGGUCACAUUGCCGAACUUCGACGCCGGGAAGAGUUGGUUCAGGCCAACGAGGCCGCGGCCGAUUUACUAGCGCGGGGUCCGCCUGACAUGCAAUGGACAUCGGCUCAUGAUAACCUGCCAUCCCCUUCGCCUCCAAUCAACGCCACAUCAGAUGAACUACACGCUGAUCUGCAAUUCAUCGACCGAGACAACUGCUUCAAUGAUCCAGCAAUUGCCCAAAGUCGGGCCUCAUCUGAAUCAAGGGGAAGCAGCGAGAGCGGCGGGUGGGACGGACUCAUACCGGAGGACUUCCCCCCAGUGGAUGAUCUGACUGCUGCUGAUGCGGAAACGGCUGGUCAAGCUCGCCCACGAAGGGUUCCAAAUCAGGAUUGGUGGCCCUUCCGUGCAAAGGAGUAUCUCGUUAGCUGCUUGCUCAUUGGACACACCCGGACGAUCAUCUCUCGAGAGAUGUAUCAACACGUUAGGUCAAUGUUUGACCUGUGUGGAACACUGCUGCCUGAUUGGACUACUGUCCGACGUGGAAAGGGAAAAUUGCGGAAGAUGAUUGGGAUGGACGUUAUUGGUCGCCGAUCGGUGCUCAACCGGCCAGUUCACUAUCUCAGUCUCCAGAAGACGCUUGCACUAGAGAUUGCCAAUCCUUUUGUCAAACCUCACCUCAAAUACUAUCCCGAAAUCAGUGCUGGUCAACCUGUGUCGCGGUUGUCUCAGUCUCGCAAGUGGCUCAAGGAACUUGGGCCUAAUACUAGGGCGCCGAUGGUGCGAGACGGAGGUCGAGAUUUCUACCUGCAUGAGUUAGUACAGCUCAAGUCCAGUCUUAUUGUGGUGCCCGACUUCUUCUGUGAAUUAGAUGGGGAAAUGUACGCCCUGUGUCAAACUCCCGACAUCCAAAUCUGCAACGAAACGGGUCAGUUGAUGUUCAUGAUCACAAAGAACCCCCCCUCCGACUCUCCAAAGUUGGCUCGCAUAGCGGUUGCAGAGUUCGGAGUGGACUAUCCGUCAAUGACUGUUGAUGGAGGGGGCCUGAUGUCUGACUUGUGUGGUAACAGGAUGUACGAGCUAGGGACUGAGAGAGAGGUUAUUGGCCCCAUAUUUAAUCGGUGGCGAUUGAAGGCCGCUGGAAGAGCUAUACGACAUAUGCCAAUCUGUUUAUAUGCCGACGACACCUCUGGCAACAGUUCAAAGAAAUGGAACAAGCAUAUAUCAUAUUACUUUACGCUGGCAGGCCUUCCACCAAAACUCACCAACCAGCAUUUUAAUUGUCAUUUCCUCUCGACCUCCAACAGCGCUGGGGCAAUGGAACUGGCUGAGGGUAUUGUAGAUGAGUUGAUUACCUUGACAGAACAGGGAUGUGUUGCCUACGACAGCGGCCUGGGCGAAGAAGUGUUGAUCACAUCAAGUCUGCUUUGCUUCUUGGCGGACAGUCCGAUGCAUGCCGAAAUUACAAGCACUGUCAUGCCCGGCAAUUCUCGCAAUCCAUGUUGUGCAUGUGAUUUGUCGGUCAUACUCCGCACUGACAUUUUAGCGGAACAGAUCAAGAAUGGUCCCCGAUCAUGGAUGGGCGUAAUUGCAAACUGCUAUCUACUUUGGGACAUUUCAAAGCAGCCACGAACAAAGACCCGGGUGGGUAUCUUGGGUGGUGACCUGGGCGUAAAGGAUGCAGUUAACAACGAAAUAAUGAUCUUCAAGUACACUAUUCUUGCAAAGGGCGAUUCUGCCACUCCGGCCAACCAGGCAUUUAUUCGUCGAAUUGCUGAGCUCGACCAAAAUGAUCAAACAAGGCUAUUUAAUCCUUUUUUUAGACUACCGGAUUUUGAUGGGUGUACUGACACACCGGUAGAGGUGCUGCAUGUGUUCCUACUAGGUGUUGUGAAAUAUAUGGUUCGGGAUGUCAUGGGCCGAGCAAACCCAGUCCAAUUGGGAGACGUCGAAGGCUGGUACCGAUCAUUCAGCACCAAAUCUCUCAACAUCCCAUCUCUAUCACCAAACUACAUGGCCAAGCACUCGUCCAACUUUGUCGGCAAGGAAUUUAAGGUGGUUCUGCAGAGUGCCCCAUUUGUCCUCUUUGAAUUGUUUGAUGACGAUGAACGACUUUCGUGGAGUGCGCUGUGUGAACUGGCCCCCCUUGUCUUCCAAACCCGUAUAGAAUACAUGGACUUGUACCUUGCCGACUUGCGCUUUCACAUCCAGAAAUUCCUUUAUUACAUUAUCAGAACAACAGCACACAAGUCUUUUUGCCACCGAGAAGUUCGAAAGCUACAAUGGCGUGCUACGGAACGCUUCCAUACAUUAAAAUCGGCAAAGUCCUGGAAAAGACAUCGCGGUAACGUUUGCCAACUACAAGGUUAUCAGGCACCUCACUUGUGGCGGAUACUUCGAGCACCCAAAGCACCCAAAGGUCUACAUAACCUCUGCCUCAGGAGUAGCUCAGCUCUUCAAAAACAACUCACGAGUCCAGAAAUCAAUGGACUACAACAAGAAAUGUGCGUCAGUCGAGGCCGAGUUCCCUUACCCACUGAACAUUCGACUGCGCCCUGGGGAGCAGAGGCAGAUUCCACCGCCUUUGCAAUUUCAUCUACCAGGCCGGCAGCUAUUUCAGCUGGUUGGCAUGCAAUUGAAUUCCCAUCGAGCCCUACGGAAGGGUGUCUUUGUAUUGAUACGGUCAGUGGAGGCAAACACACUCCAUUCGGUUGGGAUGUGGUGUCUACAAUCAAUGUCCAGCAUAAUUGCCAUGCAGGAGGAUGCAAGGUGACUUCAACAGGAACGGUUCGUGUUGAGCGGGAGGAGUCUGAGGAAAACAACAAGACAGUGACACAUAAGGACACUUUGCAUUACUUGGUAAAUUCACUGGAAAUACCAGGUGCGAGGGGGCUACGUCGCUGGGUUGACAUCCCACGGGGUGAGGAAGAAGUAAGGCAGCUUAUCCCAAUGCUACAACGGGGUUUGGCAGUGUGGCACAACUUGGGAGACGAUGAUGGCCCUGAAGAGGAGUAUUUUGAUGCUCCGUUGGCAGAACGCAGGGAGUAA
This is a messenger RNA of Puccinia graminis f. sp. tritici CRL 75-36-700-3, 3060 nucleotides long. RefSeq lists its product as uncharacterized. NCBI's taxonomy places the organism in Eukaryota, Fungi, Basidiomycota, Pucciniomycetes, Pucciniales, Pucciniaceae. The transcript has 9 exons. The record is from RefSeq and is a predicted model, not a curated record. Bases 1 to 3060 code for a protein of 1019 amino acids.